GCUGAGCGGCCGAGUGAGAUCCUGCGGAGGAACAAAGGAAGAUACGCAAAGCGAUGUCCCAGAGGAAAGUGGGCCGGCAUCAGGAACAGAAAAACGGACUGCAGCUUUCACUCUGUAGAGGACAUCAAAAAGAGGCCACUGAAAAUGAUACAAUUUUCUCGCAACCCUACUGUCAGUUCUUCUGAAGAGAUCACAGGAAAACUGAAGUAUCUGUGCUGUGUGUCUGGAAAAACGCUGAAAGCAGAUGAGGAAUAUCUGAGAAAGCUGAAUGAACAAAUACCCAACCUGAAGGAGGUGUUUAAUGUGGAGGAGUGUGACAUCAUUCUGGCUUUCUGUCCUGUUGUUUCUCGAGCUGGAACUGAUAUUAAAGCAGCGCUAGAAAAACUUCAGCAUCUAUCAGACUCCAAACCUGCUGUUCUAGUGGUUCUCCAUCACACAUUUGACCCAGACUGCACUGUACCAGACAGCAGCAGAGCAGUAAAGAGAGAGGAAACUCUCACUGUGGACUGUCUGUUCCACGAGGAUAGAGGACUCCUGAGCUGCCAGAGGAACCAGGAAGCUCUGGAUAAAGUUACAGAGUGGAUAAAACCUCUGGUAAAAAUUCAGAGUAUACAACAGAAUUUUUUCAGUUUUGUCACAAGGUUCUCUUUUACACGUCCACCAACACAAAACACCACAGAUGCCAGAGUAGAAAAUCUUCAACACCAACUUCUGAAAAAAGAUGAAGCCCAAAAUAUCUUCUUUGGGAUGGUAGAGAAAACACUGUCAUUGAUCAAAAAUCAGAGACAGCUGGAAAACCCACAAGAUCUGAGGAAACUCCUGAGUGAAACAGAAAAGCAACUGGAAAACAUAGUACACAAGCAGGAAAAGGAAAUGCAAGAUAAAAGCAUGAACACAGGUAAAAACAGUUAUAAACCAUGUGAUCUAGAAUGCAGACUAGUCGUGUUGGGUAGGGCUGAGUCUGACAAGAGUGCAGCAGGAAACACCAUCCAGGAAGCUAAGAAAAGACAAGGAAACGUGGGAGAUAAGAAUCUCAUUGUGCUGGAGACUCCUGAUGGGUUCUUCUCUGGACUUUCUCAGGAUGAAAUCAGGAACUUUGUCUGUCUCUCCGCCCCUGGACCCCACGCCUUCCUCAUAGUCAUUCCAGUGAAAGAGUCUACAGGAGAGGAGAGAGGGAUGCUGGAGCAGAUGGAGGAGAUUUUUGGAGAUAUAUGUUGGAGGAACACCAUCGUUCUUCUCACUGUUACUGAAGAAGAACAAAAGAGCAAUGUUGAAGAGUUUAUCAGAUCAGGAAACCAGGAGGUUCAGAGACUGGUAGAGAAAUGUGGGAACAGGUUUCACUGUCUCAACAUUAAGGACAGUGGAGAUGGUUCUCAGGUCAGAGACCUGCUGGAGAAGAUAGAGAAGAUGCUGGAAGAAAACACAGAGAGAUUCUACAGCAGUGAGAUCUACCAGGAGAUCAGAGAAAUGGAAAAAAGAAUAAUAAACAGAGUACUUACAAAGACAAAAUUAGAUAUUCAGAUCCAUGAAGAAGUUAUUGAAACAUUUGAUAAAAACAAAGCAGAAUUAAAGGUUACUGACAAAGAAUCAGCUCAACAGCUUGAGGCAGUAAAGAAUGACAUGAACAAUCAGUGUGAAAAAUUGAAGAAAAAAACAGCUGAAAUGGAGAAGAGAUAUGAGCAGGACAUAAAGAAGAUGAGGGAGAAAUAUGAUGGGGAGGGCUGGCCUAAGGAUGAGGAAGAGCUGAUGAAGAUCAUCCUGCCUGAGGUCCACUUCAUGCUUUGGGACUUAAAGAUGCAGGUAAAGAGGCAGGAGAGGAGGCAGGUAGAGCUCAGCAAACAGACGAAGGGAACACAGACUGAAUCACUAAAGCAAAACAUUGAAGAACCAGAAGAGAGCAGCUUUGAAACCGAAGAGACUGACCAGAGAAGAGUCAACAGCUCAGAUCCAGAGGGAGUGAAGACCAGUGAAGAAACUCCAGAUGAGUAUUGAGAACUUUUAAGAAUGCUGAUGAAGACAGGGGCCCAGAGAUUGAGGGGGUCAGUUCAGCUGCUUCAGGUGUUGAGUCAACUCAAAACACUCCUAUGAGGAGUAUCUAACCCUCUGGUGAGAAUGAGAUGAAUUAAGGAUCACAGAAUGUAGAAAGACUGAAAUAAUAUGAUGAGUUGUAUAGUGAAGUCCCAUUGCUGUAAAUUUGUGGGAAAUCACAUAAACCAAUUGAUAAGAAUAGAUACUAUUAGCAAAGGUUAAGGUCUGGAGCAUAUACAUGAUACAACUUAAUUCAUAUAUAAUCCAUUUGUACUUUACUUUGCUCAUUCUUUUUUUUUUAAAUGUGUUUUUUAAACAGUAUUACAGUGUUUCCAUGAUUUUUUUUACAGUUACAGUUUUUUACAGUUACAGUUUUUUCCAUGAAAAAAAAAAACAUUUUCCCUUUCCCAGCUAUAUCUAUACACUCUUCAAUCUCAAUUAUUACACAAAUAAGCAACAAUCGGGAUCCACUCCAAAAUAAAAUUAGCCAAAAGCAUAAGAAAAUAUUAUUAACAAUAAUAAGAAGUAAAUGUGAACUGAAAAAAGAAAGUGAGGGUUUAAAAAAAAGAUUCCUCACUGCAUUAGUAGAUCUAUAACAGGGCUCCAUCUCUUUGUAAAUGUAUCUUUUUGAAUUCUUAAAAAGAAUGUUUUUUGUUCCAUUUGGUAGACAUCACACAUCUAUUGGAUCCAUAAAUUAUCUGUGGGAGGGUCUGGAUUCAUCCAUUUAAUUGUAAUACACUUCAGAGCUACUGUUAGUAACAUUCCUAGAAGGCCUUUCUUAGAUUUUCCUUCUAAGUUAUCCGGUAUUACUCCCAGUAUAGCCACUCUAGGAUCUUGUGGAAUAUUCUGCUGAAACACUUCCUUAAGAGCAUCAAAUACUUGUUUCCAAAAGAUCUGUAACUCAGGGCACAGCUGAAAUAUGUGAGUAUGGUUUCCAAUUUGUGCUCCACAGUUUCUCCAACAUGAACUGUUAUGUGUUUGACCAUCUUUGACACCAUUUCAGGCGUUCAGAAAUAUCUGGUGAUGACUUUCCAUUUGAAUUCUCUCCAGAUGUUUGAAUUUGUCACUAGACUUGCUUCUGUUCGAGGUACUCUGUUAUAUCUCCAUUUAGUUCUGAUUCCCAUCUCUGCUUUAUAUUUAAGGAAUUAUUUAGACUCAUAGACAAGAACGUUGAUACAAUUUACAAAGCAUUCUUCUCCCUCCAUUCUCUGUUUGUAAUUCCAUUAAAUAAUUUUCUAUAUGUGUAGGUUUUACAAUCUUUUCCCAUUCUCAAUCUGUAGUUAGAAAAUGUCUCAAUUGCAAAUAUCUAAAAAAGUCUGUUCUGGGGAGCAAAUUCAUUUUCCCACUGUUCAAAUGUCUUAAGGUUACUCUCGUCCAAUAUUUGAUAGUUUGGUUAAACUAUAUUCUGACCAUCUUUUAAACCCUGUAUCUAAACUGUUGGGCAUAAAGAUUUUCAUAUGUCCAAUACUUGUUAACAGUGAGAUUGUCUUGGGCAGCCUGAAUAUUGAUUGUAUUUUUUCCAUAUUUUAAGGGUAACUGCAGUCCAUUGCCCCAAUUCUUUUAUAGGGGCAUCCAAAAAUGGUAAGACAUUAAGGGGCACUGGGCACAUACUUUUUGAUAUUAAACCAGCGUGUACAUAUAUUAUUCUGGAUCCAUGUUAACAAGGGCUUCAUCUGUGCUGCCCAGAAUUAAUAUUUUAAGUCAGGCAAUUUAAACCCUCCAUCUGAUUUGGAUAGCUGCAAUGUUUUAAGUCUAAUUCUUGGAUGUUUUCUUUGCCAUAUGAACGGAGAAAUCUGUUUAUCCAAGUUAUCAAAAAUAGACUUUGGGACCUCAGUGGGUAACAUCUGAAAUAAAUAAAGCAACCUGGGCAAAACAUUCAUAUGUAUACUUUCAAUACGACCUAGCAGAGAUAGAGGGAGUGUGGACCAUUGGUCAAAAUCUUUACUAAUACAGCAAAUUAUUUUCUUAUAAUUAGCAUCAUAAAGGUUUUGUACAGAUUUAGAGAUGUGUAUACCAAGAUAUUGGUAUACCAUCCUUUUGCCA
Colossoma macropomum (tambaqui) is the source of this 4071-nucleotide messenger RNA. RefSeq lists its product as uncharacterized. The coding region runs from base 145 to 1992 and encodes 615 amino acids. Gene Ontology annotation, molecular function: GTP binding. The transcript has 8 exons. Lineage: Eukaryota; Metazoa; Chordata; Actinopteri; Characiformes; Serrasalmidae. The record is from RefSeq and is a predicted model, not a curated record.